AUGGCGCCUCAGCAGACGGACAUCGAUCUAUACACGAGCGGAACGCCCAAUGGCCAGAAGAUCAGCUGUACGCUCGAGGAACUCGGCUUGAAGUAUACAGUGCACAAUGUCGAGAUCUCGAAGAACAUCCAGAAGGAGCCGUGGUUCCUGGAGAUCAACCCAAACGGCCGCAUCCCAGCCAUCGUAGACAAGACCUCUGGGAAGCCCAAGCGAGUCUUCGAAGGCGCAGCCAUCCAGCUCUACCUCUGCGAGAAAUACGACAAAGACCAUGCCAUCAGCUUCCCGUACGACAGCGACGAGUACUGGGGGAUGGUCGAAUGGCUCGUCUGGAUGCAGUCGGGUAUAGGCCCGAUGCAAGGGCAAGCAAACCACUUCUACCGCUACGCCCCGACCAAAAUCGAUUACGCGAUUAAUAGGUACCAGACCGAAACCAAACGCCUCUACACCGUCCUCAACGACCGUCUCGCCGCGCAGCAAUCCGCUAAGCAAGGCCUCUGGCUGGUAGGAGGCAAGUACACGAUCGCGGACCUCUGCUGCUUCGCCUGGGUCAACUGGGCCGAAUGGGCCGGCAUCGAGACGAAACCUUUUCCGCAGCUGCAGAAGUGGUUGGAGGUGAUUCAGCAGAGGGCGGCGGUGGGGAGAGGCGUAGAUGUGCCGGAGAAGUUUGAGAUGAAGGAGAAGAUGAAGACGAAGGAGGGGGAGGAGGAGUAUGCGCGGUAUCAUUCGAGGUGGGUGAUGCAGGGGAUGAAGGAGGAGGGGGAGAAGCAUCAGUGA
Molecule: messenger RNA, 774 nt
Organism: Saxophila tyrrhenica
Lineage: Eukaryota; Fungi; Ascomycota; Dothideomycetes; Mycosphaerellales; Extremaceae
Product: Glutathione S-transferase 2
Exons: 4
Coding region: 1-774 (257 amino acids)
Source: RefSeq, a predicted model, not a curated record